Messenger RNA from Phalaenopsis equestris, 1934 nucleotides. RefSeq names its product threonine--tRNA ligase, chloroplastic/mitochondrial 2-like. Gene Ontology annotation, biological process: threonyl-tRNA aminoacylation. Gene Ontology annotation, molecular function: ATP binding; threonine-tRNA ligase activity. Gene Ontology annotation, cellular component: mitochondrion; chloroplast stroma; cytoplasm. The record is from RefSeq and is a predicted model, not a curated record. NCBI's taxonomy places the organism in Eukaryota, Viridiplantae, Streptophyta, Magnoliopsida, Asparagales, Orchidaceae.
UGUGCACAUGUAAUGGCUAUGGCAGUUCAGAAAAUAUUCCCAAAUUCCAAGGUUACAAUUGGUCCUUGGAUAGACAAUGGAUUCUAUUAUGACUUUGACAUGGAGCCUUUAACUGAUAGGGAUUUGAAGAGAAUAAAAAUGGAAAUGGAUCGGAUCAUUAAGCGCAAUCUACCUUUACGGAAAGAAGAUGUUUCCAGAGAAGAAGCUAAAAACAGAAUAUCAGCAAUCAAUGAGCCUUACAAACUGGAGAUCUUGGAAAGCAUCAAGCAAGAUUCUAUUACUAUUUAUCAUAUAGGAGAUGAGUGGUGGGACCUUUUUGCCGGCCCCCAUGUUGACUCUACUGGACAUAUUAAUGCAAAGGCGGUUGAACUUGAAUCAGUUGCUGGCGCCUAUUGGAGGGGAGAUGAAAAUAGGCAAAUGCUGCAAAGGAUAUAUGGUACAGCAUGGGAGACUGAGGAGCAGCUAAAAGCAUACCUUAAAUUUAAAGAGGAAGCGAAGCGGCGUGAUCAUAGGCGUUUGGGCCAGGAUCUUGAUCUUUUUUCUAUUCAGGCAGAUGCUGGUGGUGGCCUGGUGUUCUGGCAUCCUAAAGGUGCCAUGGUUAGGCACAUCAUUGAAGAUUCAUGGAAGAAAAUUCAUUUACAACAUGGUUAUGAACUUCUCUAUACUCCUCAUGUUGCGAAGGCAGAUCUCUGGAAAAUUAGUGGGCAUUUAGAUUUCUACAAGGAAAAUAUGUAUGAUCAGAUGAAUAUUGAAGAUGAACUCUAUCAGCUUCGGCCCAUGAAUUGUCCUUACCACAUUUUAGUUUAUAAGCAUAAGCUGCAUUCAUAUAGGGAGUUUCCGAUCAGAUUGGCAGAGUUGGGAACAGUAUACCGUUAUGAACUCUCCGGUAGCUUGCAUGGCCUCUUUCGUGUGAGAGGGUUCACCCAGGAUGAUGCACAUAUAUUUUGUUUGGAGGAACAAAUCAAAGAUGAAAUCAGGGAUGUACUUGAUUUGACAGAAGAGAUAUUGCUUCAAUUUGGCUUUAGAAAAUAUGAAAUAAACCUGUCAACUAGGCCACAGAAGUUUGUUGGCAGUGAUGAGAUAUGGGAGAAAGCAACUAAAGCACUGAGAGAUGCUUUGAGCGAUAAAGGUUGGGACUACCAAGUAGAUGAAGGUGGUGGCGCAUUUUAUGGUCCAAAGGUCGAUCUCAAAAUUGAAGAUGCACUUGGGAGAAAAUGGCAAUGUUCCACUGUUCAGGUUGAUUUUAACUUGCCUCAGCGCUUUGACAUUACUUAUGUAGAUUCCGAUGCUCAAAAAAGACGACCUAUCUUGAUCCAUAGAGCUAUUCUUGGGUCCUUGGAGCGGUUCUUUGGCGUCCUUAUUGAACAUUAUGCUGGCGUUUUUCCACUCUGGAUCUCUCCUAUCCAAGCUCGACUUUUACCUGUCACCGAUUCUGAGGUGAACUACUGCAAGGAGAUCGUUUCUUCUUUGAAAUCAGCCGGCAUUCGCGCCGAGCUUUUGCAUGGCGAGCGCCUACCAAAGCUAAUAAGGAAUGCAGAGAAGCAAAAAAUUCCUCUGAUGGCAGUAGUUGGACCAAAGGAAGUUGAGAGCCGGACUGUAACUGUGAGGUCGCGUUAUGGUGGCGAGCUGGGAACUAUGACUGUUGAUGAGUUCAUUAAUGGUGUCACGUCCGCUGUUGAGAAGAAGACCUCUUGGUAGAGAAGCCUGAUCGUACUUUCAGAAGUUCUGAAGAUAAAUAAACGAGUUCAUAAACCCAGUGCAUGUUCUGUCUGAAAAAUAUCGAAGUUCCUUGUGAAUUCUAUCCUCCUUUAAUCUUCUUCUUAUGUUUAUUUCUUUGUUAAAUUGGAAUAUAUUUGAAUAUCUGUUUAGUUAUGUCUGUAUUCGUCUGAUGGAACUUAUAUAAACACUCUUUAUUUAUGAAGCAUAUGCUUAAU